Molecule: messenger RNA, 1704 nt
Organism: Exophiala bonariae
Lineage: Eukaryota; Fungi; Ascomycota; Eurotiomycetes; Chaetothyriales; Herpotrichiellaceae
Exons: 2
Coding region: 1-1704 (567 amino acids)
Biological process (GO): regulatory ncRNA-mediated post-transcriptional gene silencing
Molecular function (GO): protein binding; RNA endonuclease activity; single-stranded RNA binding
Source: RefSeq, a predicted model, not a curated record
AUGAUCAAGAACCCUCACUUACCAGUUGUCAAUGUUGGUUCGAAAGAAAAGCCCUCCUAUUUACCCGCCCAGGUCUGUCUGGUCAUCCCCGGCCAGACCUCGAACGCGCAAUUGAGCCCUUUCCAGACGCAGCAAAUGAUCCGGUUUGCGGUCCGUAAACCAGCACAGAAUGCACAAUCCAUUGUCACCUCAGGGGCGCAGAUACUGGGUAUCGACAACUCGACGCUGGACCAAUUCAAUAUCGACAUUAGACCUAGGUUGAUAACCGUUCCAGGUCGGGUUUUAUCGUCUCCCAGCGUAAAAUACGGAGCACAAAAGUCCAUACCUACCAGAUUUGGCAGUUGGGACAUGGGAAAGGCUCAAUUUACCACUAAAGCAACACUGAAAUCGUGGACAUAUCUUUGGAUUUCAUCGCCGUCAAUAGUCGAUCCCUGGGCCAAUGAAGGAGAGUUGCAACCUUGCGUGACAGCCCUCACCUCUAAGCUGCUCGAGCUGGGUAUCAAUUGCAAUGCUUGUAUGAGAGGCUUGCGAGCAGUAAUUACCAGUGAGACUGUCGAAUCGGCAAUCGACCGGGCGUUUCACAGAUUUACAUCAAGUCCUGGCAGGUCUCCGCCUACGCUCGUGCUUGUCAUCAUGCCGUCAGUCGACUCGGCAAUCUAUAAUCGGGUCAAAUACGCAUGUGACGUGAAAGAAGGGCUGAUCAAUAUCUGUGUCACUGCUUCCAAAUUUGCGAAUGCAAACUAUCGUUACCUUACCAAUGUGGCUCUCAAAUUCAACCUCAAAUUGGGUGGCAUCAACCAAAGUCUAGAAACGUCGCAACUGGGUAUCAUAGCUGAAGCUAAGACUAUGGUUGUCGGCAUCGAUGUCACUCACCCAUCACCCGGGUCGUCAUCGACUGCGCCUAGUGCUGUUGGUAUUGUCGCUUCUGUCGACAAGUGGCUAGGACAGUGGCCAGCGGAGCUGGCGAUCCAGACCGCGCGGAAAGAAACGGUCUCCGAGCUGAAACGGUUGAUGAAAUCGCGUCUCACGUUGUGGAAACGCCGCAAUGGUGCGUACCCCGAGAACAUUCUUAUCUAUCGGGACGGAGUAUCCGAGGGACAAUACAAGUUGGUCCUUGAGGAAGAACUCCCUGAAAUACGUUCAGCUUGCGGGGAGCUAUAUUCAGCAACUCUCGUUAAGCAAGGGAUACCGCGGAUCUCCAUCAUUAUUGUGGGAAAGCGACACCACACCCGAUUCUACCCUACCAAGGUCGAAGAGGCUGAUAACUCGUCCAAUCCACAAAAUGGGACCGUGGUUGAUCGUGGCGUUACCGAAGCGCGUAACUGGGACUUCUUCAUGCAAGCUCACAAAGCCAUUCAAGGCACAGCCAGACCAGCGCAUUACUACGUUGUCUUUGACGAGAUCUUCCAACGUCUUAAAAGCCCCCAAGGCCGCCUGAAGAACACGUCUGACAUCGUCGAGGAUCUGACGCAUAACUUGUGUUAUCUCUUUGGAAGGACAACUAGUGCUGUCAGUGUCUGUCCACCGGCCUAUUAUGCAGAUUUGGUAUGUGAAAGGGCGAGAUGCUAUUUGAGUGGGCUGUAUGAUCCAUCCACGGCAAGCUCCAGUGGGAGCGUGGUUGGGGGAGGACCAGCAACACAGGAACCUCAAUCCAAUAUGGUGAAGUUACACGAGAAUGUGCAGGAUACCAUGUUUUAUAUCUGA